AUGUUAUCUCGUGCUGCUAUCAAUUCUCUAAUCAGCCAACUCAUGGCUCAAUGCAACGGAACCAUUCCAAUUCCUAUCAAGAACAUCUAUAUUAGAUGCUACAAUGGCACACGACACCCCAGUUACGAUGUUUUGACCAUGGUACUCAAGGAAAUGGCUGCCUGUUUGGACCGCACUUUCAUUGUGCUUGAUUCCCUCGACGAGUGUACUGGAUUGGAACGGACGAGUCUUCUGCAAUUUUUGUCUCAAAUGAAAGACUGGGGUCUUGCAAGUCUCCACACAUUGGUCACAGACCGAUCGGUGUUGGAAAUCGAGGACGCCAUCGCAUCCCAAGUUGAUUGGCGACUCGACCUCCAGACUGAGGCUCGCUUCGUUGAUCAGGACAUUCAAAUAUACCUUGACAAUCUACUGAGUCGUGAUUUUUCCCUUCGAAAGUGGGGGGCUGAAGAAAAGGCGAUGAUAAGUGAGACUCUCCUCGAGCGCGCUUGUGGGAUGUUCCAAUGGAUUCGCUGUCAACUCGAUACUUUGAGGAUGUGUGUCUCCUACGCUGACCUCGAGGCGGCCCUAGUAGGCCUUCCAAAGACGUUGGACGCAACCUAUGAACGCAUACUUCAGAAUAUUCUGGAAGAUCACCAGCCCAGAGUUUAUACAGUCUUGCAAUUUCUCUAUUUCUCUGCAUCACCUAUGACACUACAGGUCAUUGCUGAGGUUACCAUCAAAGAGUAUUCUCUCACUAUUGCACGCUAUGAACCUCGUCGCCGACUUUGCAGUCCCGAGGACGUGCUGACACUCUGCGGAAGCUUAGUCUCACUGUCGGCGAAAACCGUUACUCGGAGCAUGUUUGGUUGA
Molecule: messenger RNA, 849 nt
Organism: Heterobasidion irregulare TC 32-1
Lineage: Eukaryota; Fungi; Basidiomycota; Agaricomycetes; Russulales; Bondarzewiaceae
Exons: 2
Coding region: 1-849 (282 amino acids)
Source: RefSeq, a predicted model, not a curated record